UUGUCAUAGUUUUAAAGCGUCCGCUUUUAAAAAUGCACAAAACUUUGAGAGCGAAAUGUAUAUUGAUGGGAAGCCCAGCUUGCGGGAAAACAUCUAUUGUUCAGUCAUUCUGCAGUGAAGGUAGAGAAUUUUCGCAGAAUUAUUGCAUGUCAACGGCUGUAGAAUUAACUGUCAGGACGGUAAUAAUACCGGAGGCAAACGACAAUAUUGAGCUUUUCUUAUACAGUACGCCAGGGAAGGAAGUUUUUAAUGAUUUUACAAAGCAUUAUCUUGACCUAGUUAAUGUCAUGGUUGUUGUUUUUGAUGUAAAUGAUAUACAAAGCUUUUCUGCUGCAAAGUUGAUAGUAUCAGAGUCCCGAAAAGAAUCCAACCACAUGUCCAUACCAAUUGCUCUUGUUGGCAAUAAAAUAGAUCUUGGUUUAAGACGUGUCACAGAUAAGGAGAAGGCUCAGAAGUUUGCGGACGAACAGAAUAUUCCAUACUUCGAAACAUCUGCUUAUCUGGGACGUUCAAGUGAAGAGAUCAAUCUUCAUUGGUUGUGCUGAUCACUUCAAUAAUCAUAUAUAUGCCUUUUGCUCAGUCCCUUUUGUAAUGGACAAUUUCACUUUGGUUAUUAAUAAAGGAAUCAUCAGGAAUUGAACUACCCUGCCAAAUAGACAGAAGUCAAGAACUAAUAAUCAACAGAAUUCUUUAUAUACUAAAGAAGCAAUUGGGAUUGAAGCUCCAUUUUUAUAUCUCAUCAAAGAAUACUAUAAACUGUAUACUGAUUCAGUGCAUCAUUAUAAAACUUUAAUACUAUAAUAGUUAUAAUGAUAAUAAUAAUGGUAAUGGUGGUAA
Molecule: messenger RNA, 837 nt
Organism: Heterobilharzia americana
Lineage: Eukaryota; Metazoa; Platyhelminthes; Trematoda; Strigeidida; Schistosomatidae
Source: the annotation of a GenBank genome assembly